AUGAGCAAACGCAUCCUUGCAAUCUCUGACGGUUCUGAUUCGUAUGGUUAUGGUAGGAAAUCUAGGUCACCAGGUAAUCCAAUUUUCUGGUCGUUUGGUUCAGUUCCAUGUAUGGCGAUAGAACCUGAACCUACUCCACGGAAGCGAAAGUCACGAUGGUCAUCUGCCGCCGAUUCCGAUCGAACAUACAUUCCGGGGAUGCCUACGCAGCUUCCUCCGAAUAUGACUCCGUUGCAAGAAAAGAUAUAUAUCAGUAGCAUCGAGGAUAUAUCGAGACGGUUGAAAUCCGGCGAUCUAGGCAUCCCAAAGAACCCCGAAGACAGGUCUCCUUCACCGGAACCGAUUUACAGCAGUGAGGGAAAGCGGUUGAACACUCGUGAAUACCGCACUCGCAAGAAGAUGGAAGACGAGCGUCACACUCUGGUGCAACAGCUUACCGAAUUGAACCCAGACUACAAGCCACCAACUGACUACAAACCUCCACAGAACCGAGUCACUGAUAAGGUGUUCAUUCCGCAGGAGAAUCACCCUGACAUAAACUUCGUAGGCUUGCUCAUUGGGCCUCGGGGGAACACACUCAAGGCUCUGGAGAAGGAGACCGGCGCGAAAAUUAUCAUACGUGGGAAAGGUUCUGUAAAGGAGGGCAAAGUUGGUAGGCGCGAUGGUUUGCCAUUGCCUGGUGAAGACGAACCGCUACAUGCAUUUGUUUCCGCGCCAGUAGCAGAAGCCGUACAAAAGGCUGUUCGGCGAAUCAAUGAAAUAAUCCGCCAGGGUAUUGAAGUCCCAGAAAGUCAAAAUGAUCUCCGUAGAGCACAGCUACGUGAACUGGCAUUACUCAACGGCACACUCAGAGAACAUGAAGGUCUAAUGAAACUACGCGCAAUGGCUGAGGCUCAGUCGAUUGCUACCAAUAAGAUACAGUGUGGAAUUUGCGGGGGUACGUCCACUUUGACCAAUCCGGAUUCCAGUACCUUACUCUGUUCACGGUUUUUAAGGGUUUUCUGGGGGAAUAUCGUAGCUCCUGCAAUAAAGAUGAAAUCUAUAACUGGGGAGCUGAGUUCUCUUGGCACUUUUGAAGGUCUCAGGUUCAAACGUGCUGGCCACUUGUCAACGGACUGUAAGGUCAAUCUUAGUGGUAUGGCUUACACGGACCAACUGAACACAAACCCAUCCGAACGAGCUAAGAUGGACAGUGAAUAUUCAGCUCUGAUGGCAGAACUGGGGGUUGGUGCAGGAUCGAUGUUACCCGGGAUGGGUCGUGGACUGCGAUCUCAAGCCCCUCGCCCUCCUCGUCAGCCCCCUCCACCUGGAGUAGCGCCUUCCGAAGAGGAUGAUGAGGAUGUUAACACUUCAGCUGUUAACGGGACUUCCAACACAACUGUAACAAGUACCCAGAAUGCCAUGCCUUCCAACCAGCCCUACCCCUAUGGUCUACCCCCACCACCUCCUCUACCUGGUUCGCAAUACCCACCGAUGAUGUCAGGAGUGGGUGGGUGGCCAAACCAGCCCGUAAUGCCUCCAGUGGCAGGUUAUCCUCCCGGUGCAACUUACCCUCCGGGUCCUUCAGGCACUGGCGCUUACACCAUACCGACUACAUCCAACGGAACUGGGAUGUGUCCAACACCAUGGCCUUCAAAUCCUACUCCAGGUGGUUGGGGAGAUGCACCAUCCAUGGGAUAUGGAGGUCCAGGUAUGGUACCGCAGCCCUAUUCAACCGGACCGGGCAACUACUGGGGUGGUUAUUACCCACAGCCUAUACCCAACCCCCCUCCACCUCCACCUCCAGGCGUCUAACGAACAACUCGUGUAUGCAUUUGAUGAUCGUUUUCUUCUCUUUCACCCUGUAUCAUGAAAGCCUUCCCCAUUUCGUUCUCCUUGUGUACAAAAUACUAGUCCUCUGAUGCUCCGAUU
This is a messenger RNA of Opisthorchis viverrini, 1911 nucleotides long. RefSeq lists its product as hypothetical. Gene Ontology annotation, molecular function: mRNA binding. Bases 1 to 1794 code for a protein of 597 amino acids. Gene Ontology annotation, biological process: regulation of mRNA splicing, via spliceosome. The transcript is spliced from 8 exons. The record is from RefSeq and is a predicted model, not a curated record. Gene Ontology annotation, cellular component: nucleus. NCBI's taxonomy places the organism in Eukaryota, Metazoa, Platyhelminthes, Trematoda, Opisthorchiida, Opisthorchiidae.